AAAAAAAAAAAAAAAGAAUCUGAAUAACACGUAAUGUGCCACGCGAAUGUGUAAGAAAUCGAAGAAUUUACAAAAAAAAACGUCGAAAAGAAGAAAGAAAAUUAAAAACAAGUAACAUAAAUUAACUCAAAGAUGUAAAGAUACACGCAUAAACACGUACGAUAAACCAUUAUACUUGGAAAACGAAACAGAGGUCGCCAACAUAUCCCAAUCAGUAAUUUAUUAAUUGACUGAAAUAUCAAAGUCUGGGUAACAUCUAGUUGAGAAUCACUGCAACGUCUUCUGCUGCACGUCAAUGCCCGAACUGUCAAGAUCGCUUGACCACUAUCCGCUAUCACCCGCAAUAAGCUUGUUCAGCGUCGGAGAUUAUUAUUUUUUCAUAAGAUAAAUUCGUGUGUAGCAUCUUGUGACGUAUUACAGACAGUGGUACCGCGCGAUUAGUCAGCGCCAGUCACUGACUAGCGCGGUACAUACCUUUGGAGCUGACGGACUGACGUCGUACUCGAGUGCAAAUGACUACAUGUCAAAGUCAGUGAGCGGCGUAUUUUAAGUGUUACUUUCUACCGGUGGAGCUGCGUUUCCUCCGAUUAAUCAAAAAUGCUGGCUCUCAUCAACCGGAUUUUGGAUUGGUUUAAGUCCCUCUUUUGGAAAGAAGAAAUGGAACUCACUCUUGUUGGAUUGCAGUACAGUGGGAAAACCACCUUCGUAAAUGUUAUAGCGUCAGGACAAUUCAGUGAGGAUAUGAUCCCGACUGUUGGUUUUAAUAUGCGUAAAAUAACAAAAGGCAAUGUAACUAUAAAAGUAUGGGACAUUGGAGGUCAACCAAGGUUUAGAUCCAUGUGGGAAAGAUAUUGUAGAGGAGUGAACGCAAUAGUAUAUAUGGUAGAUGCAGCUGAUUCUGAAAAAAUAGAAGCAAGCCGCAAUGAAUUACACAAUCUGUUAGAUAAACCUCAAUUAUCUGGUAUACCAGUACUAGUUCUUGGUAACAAAAGGGAUUUACCUCAUGCUUUGGAUGAAAAUGGACUUAUAGAAAGAAUGAAUUUAUCAGCUAUUCAAGAUCGUGAGAUCUGUUGCUAUAGCAUUUCGUGCAAAGAGAAAGACAAUAUUGAUAUAACAUUGCAGUGGCUUAUAGCACACUCUAGAAGUGGUGUUCGUUAAUACAUAUAAUCAGUUUAAGUAACAGUGCUGUUGUUCUAACUUAAAUCCAUCAAGAAAAAAUAGCAUUUAAUGGUUAAUGUAGAAAUGAUGAUAGCUAGUACGAAUACAAGCGCAAAAUAAUAUCGAUUAUCAUAUAGUACACAUUUUUGAAACUAUUUAAUUAAGAUUAAAUAGAUCACGGCAUAGAGAUUAUGAACAAUUGAUUGCUAUAUGUACACGAAUAUGAUGCUAAGUAAACUUGUAUAAUUAAUGGAGAAUUAUUAACAAUAUUAUAUCGAUUUAUUAUGAUCCUUAAAAUAUGACAGUUGUGUUAUGUAUAUACACACACCAUACGUACGCACCAUACACA
Molecule: messenger RNA, 1507 nt
Organism: Heterotrigona itama
Lineage: Eukaryota; Metazoa; Arthropoda; Insecta; Hymenoptera; Apidae
Source: the annotation of a GenBank genome assembly